AAAUCAGUAUUGUUCGAGACACCGUCAGCAGUGAUACAGAUAAUAUUACAGUUCACUGUGAAUUCUCGUCGAUAUUAUAUUUUAAUAUUUCAUACGUUCGACGUCGACAACACUACACACAACAAACAAUAUGGUUGCCUGCAAAGUGAUUUUGGCCGUCGCCGUCGUAGCUGUAGCUAUCGUUCAAGGUAGACCCGGUGCCGAAACCGACUGGGCUACACCGAUCUUAGAUGAACUUAAGUCCGUGACAAAUAACAUAACCCAUUUGGUCGGCCUUGACAACACCGCCGAGUACACCACCGCUGCCAAGAACAAUCUGAACGCUUUCGCCGAAAGUCUCAAAGCCGAAACUACAGCUUUCGGUAAAUCGUUUGAAGGAAAAUCCACCGUGUCCGAUCUGUUCAAGGAAUCCAACAAACAGUUCCAAACACUCGUCGAAACGUACAUCAAGAACUUGCCCAAGGAACUCACCAUGAAGGACUUCACCGAAAGGAGCGAACAGGCACUUAAGUACAUGGUAGAACAUGGCACUGAAAUCACCAAGAAAGCCCAAGGAAACACCGAGAUUGAGAAGCAAGUUAAGGAGUUCAUUAAGAAAAACAUCGAAAACCUCAUGGAACAAACCAAAGCCAUUCAAGCUAAAAUCGCCGAAGUCAAGAAAGCCUAAGAUGUACAAGUCUGAGGGACUGACACACGUUGUACCAACUAUGUCAACCGAAACGUGAUAACUGACAGUUAAUUUAUUGCUUUUUAAUUUUAUAAUAUUGUAAUUUAUUUCACCUUUACAAAAUCAAAUAUUAAAUUUUACAGCUUUUAUACUUUA
Messenger RNA from Metopolophium dirhodum (rose-grain aphid), 823 nucleotides. RefSeq lists its product as uncharacterized. The record is from RefSeq and is a predicted model, not a curated record. NCBI's taxonomy places the organism in Eukaryota, Metazoa, Arthropoda, Insecta, Hemiptera, Aphididae. The transcript is spliced from 4 exons. Bases 131 to 667 code for a protein of 178 amino acids.